ACGGCGCAUGCAUGUGCCUCUGUGUUGCUCCAGUAGAAAGAAUCAGCCUUGACAUUCCCAUUGCAGAGGGCACCUCUCUGGAAAAGAAUCCCCAAAGGAUACCCAGGGCCCACAUUGCCACCACAACCUUAGAGCCAUGCAAUUCCACUUCUACUUCUUCCUGGCAGUGCUGAAUGGUGGCAUCUCAACCUACCGGCCCAUGGCAGCGCCACUCUGUGAAAUGAGAAACAUGGAUGCUUUAUGUUACAACAGAAACCUUCACCAGAUACCCUCAGAGCUUCAUCCCAAUGUAAACAAAAUUGUCCUUUCUGAGAACAAGCUUCAAAAUAUCACAGAGAUACCCCUGACUUUUUACAGUUCCCUCAGACACUUGGACUUAAGCUCCAACCACAUUGGCUUCAUUAAGCCAGGGAUCUUCAGCAGCUUGAGGAGUUUGGAGGGGAUCAGUUUAGCCAACAACCAACUCUAUCAAAUGGCUCAGAGUAACCUGUGGAUUGGGCUACUACCCCAAGUCAGGAUGCUAGACUUGUCUCGCAAUAGACUCUAUAAUGGGAUGGCUGAACAUUUCCUCCACAAAGCACCAUCCCUUCAGUACCUUUCACUGGCAGAGAACAGUAUUAUAGAAAUAUCACAAAGAACAUUUCAGGGGUCUCUGGCUUUGGUUGACGUGAACCUACACAGUAAUAUGAUCAUGGAAAUAGAAGAAGGAGCUUUUGAAAAUUUAUCACAACUCUCCAAACUCAACCUCUCUAUGAACUCACUCACCUGUAUUGCUGGUUUCAACUUGAAGCAGCUGCAAAUUCUUGACCUCAGCCGGAAUAGUAUCGAGAUCUUCUAUUCCAUUGAAUCCAAGGAAGAAUUCAACCUGAUAUGGCUGGACUUGAGUGAGAACAAAUUGCUUCGGUUCCCUGUUCUCCCACAGGUCAACAAACUGGCCUAUCUGAAUCUAACGAAAAAUUUAAUACAGUUUGUUAUGAUGGAAUCUGCUACUGAGGAUGUGGACUACAGUUGGGGAGAUGGACCUCUUCAUCUUUUGGAUCAGGAUCAAAAGAGCAAUGCAAGUUCUCCACACUUGCCUGAGCUGUUACAUUUGGAUCUGAGCUACAAUGAGAUCAAAUCCAUCCCAAGUGACUUCUUUGCUUCUAUGUCAGCCCUUCGGUUUCUUAACCUUAGCAAAAAUUGCCUUCGGACUUUUGUGGCAAGUUCUGAGCUCAUCUCUCUGGCCAUUCUUGACAUCAGUUCUAACUCUUUACAGGAUCUGGAACUGGAUGCCAGUGCCCUGGACGAGUUACAAGAACUCUAUCUUCAAGAGAACAGUCUGCAAGCGCUAUGGUCAGAUAUCUUUACACGCCUUCCACGCCUCUGGCUGCUUAACCUCCGAAGCAACAACCUGAGUCUUUGCAGCUUGUAUUCAGGAUUAGCCAGAAAAAGGCUUGCAGCUGAAGAAGAUGGUUGUGUCUCCUUUGUUGACCUUCCUGAGCUUCAGCAUUUAUAUCUAUCAGACAAUAAGUUGAAGAGCAUCCCAGUGUAUGGUUUCUACCGGACUCAACUUGUAGUUUUAGAUCUCUCUAUGAACUGGGGACUUCACAUAGAUGCCAAAUCACUGACUGGCUUGGAACACUCUCUUGAAUAUUUGGAUUUACACGGUAACGGCAUGACAACUCUGAAUCUAAAUUUCCCCCUUUUCUCGAACCUGAAAUAUCUCAACCUAUCUGACAAUCAGCUCAGCUGGUUGUCUCCAUGGACUGAGGGCUGCUGUGCCUUGGAAGUUCUGGAUCUGCAAAACAACAGCUUCAGCAGUCUGAAAAGCAGCAAGAUCCCAUCUCUGGAAAAAAACCUGCGGAAUCUGUACUUAGCUGGAAACCCACUCAGUUGCUGUGGAAACAUUUGGCUCUCUCACAUGAUCCACAAAACCACUGUGGAGAUCCCCAAUCUAGACCUUGUCAAAUGCCAGCAUGUCAAGAGUUUUGGAUACGAAGAAGAAGAGAUGCAUGUGGUCAAUAUCAGGCCAGAGGACUGUGAAAAAGAGGACCUCAAGAAGAUGAGUGUGCUGAUUCUACUAGCAGUGGUCCUGGUUCUGUCACUGGUGGCCAUUGGAGUAGGGGUGUUUUGUUGCUAUCGUCGGCAUAUAUUUGGACGUCACUAUAAGGCAUAGAUGGUGCAUUGCCUUUGUAAGGGUCCCAGGCACCUUGAUGUUAUUCAACCACUCUCCACUGGACAAUUCAUGGUCAGUUGCAUGAACAGACUCGACUGAAGUGCAUACAACAUGAUAUGAAACUUUUGUCUGUUGUUCAGGAUCCAUGAUGAGUCCUUCAUGUGGUCAAGUCAUCACUGAAUUGCCAUGUUUGGGAGAAACUGCUCUAAGCAUGUCUUCCAGGGAUCCCUCUGAAGCUCAUGAAGCUAAACCAAGAAGAAUCCAUGGCAGUGUUUUCUGAACUUAUACUCAGAGCUCCCUGUGUUCGGUGGAUUAAAAUGGACAGUGCACCACUCACUCUUACAUUUCCCCCCAAACCCCACACCAAUUCCAACUGCCUCUCCCUAUAUACAUACAUACAUCCGUUCCUAUAACAUGGGCACUUUCCUUGCACUGACUACAGGGUAUUUUUAUUAAUGCUGUUCCCUGUUUUCCCAUCCUCCCCUUUGCUCAGUGAAGCCCUGAAUUGUUGUUUCUUUGAGCAAGAAUGAGGCUUCUGGGAUUCCUCCAUACUUAUGUGCAAUAGUGCAACAUUGUAGUGCAUCCCAAUUCUCCAUUAUUUCAUACCUUGAGAUGGAGGGAUUGAGGCCCGCACAUGGGCACUGCCUCAUUUUAGGCCUGGUUUAAUUUUUGAAGCAUAGUCUAACCCACUUGCAAUACAUUGGCAUGUGUGAAUUACCAAUUUACUGCCAGUUCAGUGGGCAUCAAGCCAGGCUACAGGUGAGAAAUGUGCUCUACUUUCUGGUUGGUUGUCCAGAAGAAAGGAAAGGAAGGUUUAUUAACACACACGUGUUUCUACCUGCCAAUCAUGGCACCAAUACACUUCAGAGGUUUGACCAAGUUACUUCCACUGGUAGGAUAAAUAUCUCACAAUACUACAAAUCCCAGAAUUCCAUAACAUGGAGCCAUGGCAGUUAAAGUGGUGUCAAACUGCAUAAAUUCUGCAGUGCAGACUAGACCUAGGACCCUUUGUCAUGGCAACAGGCCAAUUGAGACCUUGUUCAUGUGGCUCCCUUGUCUUUUGCUGGGUUUCUCCACCUUGUAGCCUCAGCACAUUGUGAUCUCAUUUCUCACAUUCAUUCAUUCAUUCUCCUUACCUGCUUGCCAUUCUUCCUGCUGUUCCUCCAUCACUGUUAAAAAUCCCUGUGGUCAGUCGCCCCAGCUCAGAAGCCAUCUUCACAUGCUCUGGUUUCUUCAGAUCUCCUUGCACCUUUCAAAGGGAACUGCUGCAAGAGGACCUCAUCUGGGCUUGAUCCUGAUCCUGCCAGAACUUUUAUAUCUCAGCAUUGGUCCUUCAUCUUGGAUGCUGAAAACCAAAUAUAGAUACCUCAAAAUUCUCAUAGGUCACAUCGACCUGUGUUUGUCUUCAGUAUCUUCAUUGAUGGUAGUUUUUGCACAUUCCUGGUGAUCCCUCCAAAUGAAGAACAGUUGAAGGUUUUAUUUCUUUCAAAGGGGAUGAGCUGGGUACUAAUACUUUGUAGUAAUAAAAGACAAAGAAUUUCUUA
Messenger RNA from Sceloporus undulatus (fence lizard), 3699 nucleotides. It is a transcript of the gene LRRC32, whose product is annotated as leucine rich repeat containing 32. The transcript is spliced from 3 exons. Gene Ontology annotation, molecular function: protein binding. The record is from RefSeq and is a predicted model, not a curated record. Gene Ontology annotation, cellular component: plasma membrane. Bases 137 to 2155 code for a protein of 672 amino acids. Lineage: Eukaryota; Metazoa; Chordata; Lepidosauria; Squamata; Phrynosomatidae.